AUGUCCCUGUGGGAUAUCUUUAAAGCAAGGUUCACCGCGUGCAUCGAUGACAACUUGGACAUGGUGGAGUUCCUGGUGCAGAGAGGGGCGGACGUCAACAGGGGUGACAACGAGGGCUGGACCCCCCUCCACGCCACUGCCUCCUGUAUCAACUGCGAGGAGGCGCGUAAGCAGGAGGAGCGAAUGAUGCUGAGUGACGCGAAGGAGUGGCUGAGCAACGGAGAGCUGAACGAUAAGCCGCAUCCCAAGACGGGCGCCACUGCCCUCCAUGUCGCCGCAGCCAAGGGAUACAUCAAAGUCAUGGAACUAUUGCUGGAAGGUGGCGCCGACGUGAACGCACAGGACUUGGAUGGGUGGACGCCUCUGCACGCAGCUGCGCACUGGAACCAGAAAGAUGCCGCCCAACUGCUCACCAAACACAACUGCCAAAUGGAUAUGAAGAACUAUGUGGGUCAGACGCCGUUCGACGUAGCCGAGUACGUGAUGACGGUUGCGCUGAAGGAGAUGCAGCAGAAACAGGCGGAGACGGGUGCGAGAGAGCAGCGCACCAUCUGCGCCCGAGAGAGCAAGCGAGACAGCGACACCAAUGUGUCACCCACCUCGCCUCCCACGACGUCACCCACGCACGACCUUGUGCCCAAGGUCAAGGUCGAAAUCAAGCCCACACCGGACGAGGACACUGUCGCUGCAUCUGGAGGGGUGGGGGGAGAGAAUAAUGAUGAUGAUGAUGAUGUGAGUGUGAGUAGUGAUGACAGUGAUGAUGAUGAUGAUGAAUCAGAGGAUGAUGAGGAGAGCUCGAGCGCUUACGGCGAGGGGACGAGCUCUCUUUGUAUAGACGUACAGGAAGAGAGUCAGGUCAGGGAGUUGGGUAAGUUGGAAGGUCUCUCGAGAAAUUACACUCGAAAAAGAUGAAUUACAAUUACAAGA
Messenger RNA from Nilaparvata lugens (brown planthopper), 927 nucleotides. Its product is annotated as protein phosphatase 1 regulatory subunit 12A-like. Gene Ontology annotation, molecular function: phosphatase regulator activity; enzyme inhibitor activity; protein binding. NCBI's taxonomy places the organism in Eukaryota, Metazoa, Arthropoda, Insecta, Hemiptera, Delphacidae. The record is from RefSeq and is a predicted model, not a curated record. The coding region runs from base 1 to 912 and encodes 303 amino acids. The transcript has 6 exons. Gene Ontology annotation, cellular component: cytoplasm.